Musca vetustissima is the source of this 3915-nucleotide messenger RNA. RefSeq lists its product as uncharacterized. The record is from RefSeq and is a predicted model, not a curated record. Gene Ontology annotation, molecular function: GTPase activator activity. Gene Ontology annotation, biological process: signal transduction; regulation of small GTPase mediated signal transduction. Gene Ontology annotation, cellular component: cytoplasm. Lineage: Eukaryota; Metazoa; Arthropoda; Insecta; Diptera; Muscidae. The transcript is spliced from 8 exons. The coding region runs from base 7 to 3915 and encodes 1302 amino acids.
CGUGAAAUGGAAUCAAUAGAUACAUUAAAUUUCUCGGAGCUGCGAGAUGCCGAAAUUGUGGCCCGCAUGCGCAAGUGCAAUUAUGAAAAAUUUAAAAGUUUGGUGCGCAUGCACUUAUCCUUUGAAUUGGACUUAAACACUGAUGAAUUUGAUUUGCCCUGUCACGAAAUUGUCUAUGAAGACAAAGGCAAACUUCGUAAAUGGAAUCCUAUGAGCAAAAAACAUAAACAUGGUGCUGUUGUGGCGGCCCUAGCAUCAGGUUCAACAGGUUGUGCUUCGGCAGUUGGCAUAAAGGGCUCAUCAUCAAAUGGUACAACACAAAAUGCCAAUUGUGGUAUUAGUCCAACGGAGAAUUUACGGCAACAUGUUGAUCCUGGAUUUUUGUUUCAUUUACAAGAAUUAAAGGAUUUCCUAAUGUCGGAAAAGAGCAUUCAACAAGAGGGAAUUUUUCGUAAAACCGGUUCAAGUUCAAGACAAAAUGAAUUGCGGCAGCAAAUUCAAAAUGACAAACCACUCGAUUUAGAAGCAAGUGGUUAUUCAGCUCAUGAUUGUGCCACCGUUUUUAAAGGUUAUUUAGCCGAAUUGGCUGAACCUCUACUAACCGAUGCUCAUUAUCCUGCCCAUUUACAAAUUGCUCCAUUAUGCUUGGGUUUAAAUUUACAAAUGGAUAAUGCCACCAGCGGCACAACCAGCGAUCACGAAACAAAAGAAGAAAAAUCAUCGACUACCACCUCCAGUACAGGUGAUCGAUUUAAAAAAGAAUUGCACGUGUUGCAUUCAAUACAAUUGUUACUCUUGCUAUUACCCGAUGAAAAUCGCCAGCUAUUACAACACAUCACCGAUAUACUACAUGCGGUUGCCUUAAAACAGAACAUCAAUAAAAUGGGUCCUGAUAAUUUGGCCACAUUGUUUGCACCACAUUUAAUAUGUCCACGUAAUUUACCACCCGAAGCUCUACAUUAUUUGGCUCGCAAAAUGUCUAGUAUUAUAUCGUAUAUGAUAAUAAGAGCUCAUGAUAUAUUUGCUGUUCCCGCUAAAUUGGCAACCGAUAUAAGAGCAUAUUUUUUGGAGCGUAAACGUAAGAAAACAAUGUCACCCGAAAUGACAUUAGAUGAAUCGAUAUCGGAUGUAUCAACAGUAAAUACAGUGUAUACAUUUGUUGAUCGUGAAAAGACUGCUGCAGCGCAUACAACAAAUACAACCGAUACAGAGCUGGCACAAUUGUAUGCACACAUACAAUCAAUGCCGGAAUCAUCGAAGAAACGUCGUUUGAUUAAACAAUUUAAUAAACAAAAUGGUCAAGGAACACCAUUACAAUUGCAGGCCAUGAAUCGUUUAAAAACCACUGAAAAUUCUCGCAGCUCAAAAUCAUUGAGUGACUCAAUUAAAAAACACAUUUUCAACAAGGGCCUAAUAUCACGAACACCAAAACGUCAACCUCCCAUACCCAGUGUUGUUUUGGAGACCCCUAACAGUUCCAGCAUGAAACAACACAAACAGAGAGUACUAUUCCAAAGUCCCAAUCCCACGGCAAUCAGUGCUUCAUCAUCAUCAUCCUCCAUAAUAUCAUCAUCAACUUCAACAUGCCCAUCUUCAUGGUCCAUGACCAAUUCCACAAAUUCUGUUAACCUCACACCAUACAUUUUCAAAUCACAUCCUCUACAAAAAUCCAUAUCCUCAUCUUCAUUACUAAUGAAUCAACAACAAUUGCAACAACAUCAUCAACACCACCAAUUGAACGCUGAAGAUCCAGAGUAUAACUCUUCAUCUUCUUCGUGUUCAAAUCCAUCGGCAUGCAACACUUCGAACACUAACUCGGUACAUAAUACAAAUAGUAGUGAUGGUUUAGUGCACAAAACUAAAUGCGUAUCGGCUCCUGUCAGUCGUCAAACAUCUUCCGAUUUACAAUAUCACGCUAACACGUCAAUAACAUCUACCACAUCCUCAUUGUCUUCGGGUAUAUCGGGCAAUCCCAUUGAUCCAACUUGCUGUGUUACCCCCUUGAAAUUAAUUUCGGAAGCAGCUAAACAAUUAAUUGCGGGUCCUGACAAAAAAUCGGUAGCUUGGGAUGAUUCUCAUUUAAUUGAUAUUGAACGCAUUUCAAAUCCCUCAACGCCAAUGCAACAAACGCCUUCUAAUGAAUUGAAAUCUCGUUACAAGUCAGAACCGAAUUUGAGCCUAUCGCAUAACAUAUGUGAGACUCCCAGUUCGUCGACCUCCAUUGCCCAUGAUAUGAUUACACCCAUUACCAAGCUAAUGCCGGGAACAUAUAUAAAGCGCAAGCUCUUGAAAGGUGUUAGCAUGGGUAAUUUGAAAUUUCCCUUUAGUACACCAGAGUCUACCAAACGUUUGGUACGUAACGUAUCGUCUUCGCUGAAACGGCGUUCGAGUGACGAUUCGCAAAUAUUUCAUCAAAUCGAGGGUAGUUUUGCCUCAGCAAGUAGGGCAGAUAAUGCACCAUUAUUGCAGGAUAUGGACGAUGAAGAUUUGGAUGAUGAUACAUUUGAGGAUGAUCCGGCGGGUGCUGGUAGUGAUACAGAAAAUGAUCAUCGGGUUGUGGGUAAUAUUGAGUAUUCCCAUGGAACGGGAAGUAGCUCCUCGGAGAUGCCCAAUUUUACAGGUGCUACUGCAACAUAUCAACAGCUUUUAUUGCAACAAAGUGGUAUUUAUCGUAAUUUGGAUUUGAUUACAAGCACGCCAUCACUGCUAUUGGGUCGUCGAUCAAUGUCGCCCAUAACGAAAUCAACACAACGCAUGCCGAAGGCAAUGCAGGAAUCGAUUAUGACACCCCGUUCACGUAAACCUGUAAUGGUUCUAACCACCACCACCAGUUCCACCGAUCAAAAUCAAACCAUUAAUCAAACGGUAGAUAUGCUGGAUUGUCCAGAAGAAGACGAAUUAGAAGAUGGUGACGAGGACGAGGAUGUUGAUGAUGAUGACGAGGUGGAAGAUGAUGAAGACGAUUUGGAAGUGGAAUUAGAAGAAGAAGGGGAGGAACACCUUGAAGAUGAUUCAAUUUUAUGUGGUGUUGUAACCAAAACGAAACCAUUAGAUAUCCAGACUAAUCCACCCCAUCCAGAAGUAAUCAAUGAAGAUGCCACCUCUUUGGGUGGUUAUUCCGAUAUAUUAAAACGACAACAGCUAUUACAACAAUUAAAAGAUGAUCAACAAGCGGCAGAUGUUUUGAGUACACAUUUCAAAGAGUACUUGUUAACACGUAGUGUCCUUACAGCACCACCAGAAGAUACAUCCUUUACUAGUCAUUCGGAUGAUUUCGAAAGUUCACGUGAACUCGAUGAUAUAGACGAGAAUCGUUUAAGUUCUAGUUUACUCUAUUGUCUGGAUGGUAAUCGUCCUGAGAGUGAACAUGGCGAUGAUGACAAUGAUAAAACCCCAACAGAGACAAAUAAUGAGAAUAUUGGAAAUAAUGAUCACAGUUCUAAUGAUACGGCUAAUACAAAUGAACAUCUUAGAAUUAAGGAAACGGACACAACGGGCCCAUCAAUACCACAUGAAGACCAUAAUAAAAAUCAAGAACAUGAGACUGAUGAUAGCAACAGUAGCUGUAUAUCACAACAACUACCAUUAGGAGCUGGUAAUAACGUUACAAAUCGUUUGGCCAACAAUCCCUUCGUUAUACUUAACAAUGCACGUAAGCGUGCUGCAAGCAAUGAUAUUGAAAAAAUGUCUUCAAUACUGUUUAACAGUCAGCAACAGCAACACAAUAACAGCAGUAGCUAUCAUAGUUUUAAUAAACUAUCAUCUGCAGCAGCAUCGUCUUCAAACCAGUCGGCGGGAAAUAAAAAAAUACUCAGCAGCUAUAAGGCGAAUAAAGAGAAUUGUGAACAGAAUGAAAACUAUGUGACAAACAAAAAACUAAUUAUAAGUGAAUAUCCCGGCGAGACUUCCUUCUAA